AUGUAUAUUUCCAAAGAUGAUAUUAUCCAUAUAGCAAAACGUGAAGAUAGUUCAGAAUCGUGGUUAUUAUUUAUUCCAAUAUUAUUUGUAAUUAUCAUCAUUUGUAUAAUUAGUUCUCACAAAACCGAAGAACAAACUGAAGAACAAACUGGAAAUACUACCACCACUACCACCACAGUAACCACUACUACAAUUGUAAAUGGUUCCAGCCCAAAUACAAGUACAAGCACAAGUACAACAACCACAAAUGGUUCCGGAGAAGUCCAGGCUCAAUAUAUGUCUUAUGCUCCUAGUUCACCACCUCCAGUUUAUAAACAUCUGGGUUAUUAA
Molecule: messenger RNA, 330 nt
Organism: Scheffersomyces coipomensis
Lineage: Eukaryota; Fungi; Ascomycota; Pichiomycetes; Serinales; Debaryomycetaceae
Exons: 1
Coding region: 1-330 (109 amino acids)
Source: RefSeq, a predicted model, not a curated record